AACAGUCAAGGUCUUUUCCCGUGUGGCUGUUGGCUCAUAUCUUCACCGUCUUCCUCUGUUUUCACAUAAAUUCAGAAAAAGGUUGUUGUUUAUUUAUUUGUUUUAUCGUGCUGCUGGAGCAGGGAGGAUGCCUACGGAAAGGACGAAGGACCAUGGAGCCGAAGAGCUUCACAAACAUUAUAGAGUUUAUGAGACUAUCGGCUCAGGAGGCUUUGCUAAGGUCAAGCUGGGUCAACACAUCUUGACCGGGGAGAAGGUUGCCAUUAAAAUCAUGAACAAGAAAGAUCUUGCGGAUGAUUUGCCCCGUGUGAAAGUGGAGAUCGAAGCCAUGAAGAACCUGAGUCAUCAACAUGUCUGUCGACUGUACCAGGUCAUAGAGACUUCCACGCAGAUUUUCAUGGUGCUGGAGUACUGCCCUGGUGGGGAGCUGUUUGACUAUAUCAUAGCGAAGGACCGUCUGUCAGAGGAAGAGACCAGAGUGUUCUUCAGACAGAUCGUGUCUGCGAUGGCGUAUGUCCACAGCCAAGGAUACGCACACAGGGACCUGAAACCGGAAAACCUGUUGAUUGAUGAGGACCAUAACUUGAAGCUUAUAGACUUUGGCCUGUGUGCCAGACCCAAGGGAGGUUUGAGUUACGAGCUGAUGACGUGCUGUGGGAGCCCUGCGUACGCUGCUCCUGAACUCAUCCAGGGAAAAGCUUAUAUUGGCUCAGAGGCUGAUGUAUGGAGUAUGGGAGUGCUGAUGUUCGCUCUGCUCUGUGGAUACCUGCCUUUUGAUGACGACAACUGCAUGAUCCUCUACAGGAAGAUUACAAGAGGUAAAUACGACAACCCCAGGUGGCUCUCUCCGGGUACCAUCCUCCUCCUCAACCAGAUGAUGCAGGUGGACCCCAAGCGGCGUGUGACAGUCCGACAGCUGUUGGACCAUCCCUGGGUGAUGAAAGACUACAACAGCCCCGUGGAGUGGUUCAGCAAGCAGCCGCUUUGCCACAUAGAUGAAGACUGCAUCACUGAGAUGGCAGUCAACAUGAAGCGAUCGAGAGAGAGCACCACAGCGCUGGUGAAGGAGUGGCGGUACGACCACACCACAGCCAUCUACCUGCUGCUGCUGUCAAAGAAGCAGAGAGGAAAGCCUGUCCGCCUGCGCCCUGAACCAGCUGGCUGUGAGGACUCCUGCUCCCCUCUGCACCAGGGACUACAGACAAGGGAAGCCCUCCACUUCAGUGAGGAUGAAGAUGCUGUGAUCGUGGGCUCUUUGGAUCUUUGCUCAGAGUACAUCGACGACUGCCCGUGGGUUUCGGUCCCACAGCACACACCUCAAGGAGUCAGAGGUCGACCAGACGGAACCACAAACAAAGACACGAGGCUGACGUCUCCAUCGGUGGAGAGAAGGUGCGCUUACAGCCCGAACCCAGAACGGGGGCGGGCAACACCGCGCCGCCAGGAGAGGGGGGAGAACAAGGAGAACAAGGAGAACAGCGGUGACAUUUUUGCGUUGCCGCCCCCUCGCACUCCCGUAUCCAGUAAGAAGAACGCACGCCCCAACAAGAAUGUGUUGACCACCCCCAACCAAAACACCAACACCAGUGGCACCAAAUCCAACGCGGUCACUCCUAAAGGUGGAAGCAGUGCAUCCAAAGAGCACAAUAAAAAGGGAGCAGCAGAAAACAAGGAUUCUGCAAACCUUGAAAUUCUGGCCUUCAGUCCAGAGCGAAGGUCGAGGUCUCUGGACAUGGCUGUCAAAGGAGACAGUGGGGGGAAGAAGAAGAGAGGAGGUAAAGUGUUUGGUUCCCUGGAGAGAGGCCUGGAUAAAGUGAUCACCAUGCUCACACCGAGUAAGAGGCGAGGCCUGCGUGACGGUCCUCGUAAGAUAAAGGCACAAUAUAACGUGACUCUGACCAGUCAGACCAAUCCAGACCAAGUCCUGAACCAGAUCCUCUCCAUUCUGCCCGAGAAAAACAUUGACUUCACUCAGCAAGGAUACACCCUGAAGUGUCAGACCUGGGGUGACUUCGGUAAAGUGACCAUGGCGUUUGAGCUGGAGGUGUGCAUGCUGCAGAGGCCGGAGGUUGUUGGCGUGCGCCGCCAGAGGCUGAAGGGAGACGCGUGGGUCUACAAGCAUCUGGUGGAGGACGUCCUCUCCACAUCCCGUAUCUGAACUGCACUUUCUCGGCGACUGCUUCUAAAUACAUGGACACUUUGCAUUUCUGCAACCAGGAAUUAAGAAUGGCUGAAAAAAAAAAAUCAGACGUACAAAGGUGUCUUUGCACAUCAAUGACCAGUCCUUCAUUAUUGCUUUGGAAUAUUUUAAAUUGUCCUCAGGCCUGCCUACAAGCCCCAGAAUACAUGUUACAUAAUAUUCAUAGAUUUAAUGUAUCAGGAUCGUCUACAAUGUAUGUUUUACAUAGAUUAUUAAUUAUUAAGCUAAACCUAAUCGCUGCCAGUCCUCUUGAGAUGAAUGAGCGUGUAUCAAAUUUAACAGGACUAUUUACCUUCCAGGUGUUUACUACAAUAUUUAUGUGGUGAUGCUAUAAAUCUCCCCUGUAGGUCUCAUUAACACACAUUAGCACGCAGAGCAUUUCUAAUUUACUGUCAUUGUUUUUAAUGUGCACAUGUUUACAGUUGUUUUAUGUGGUUAUAUGAAGUGUCUGUUUUUAUUUCUUAUCUGUGUUUCUCUCAUCUUAAAGUGUCUCGUUGUGUCUCUAAAAAGAGCAAAAUAAAUUAGUUCUUCGCUUACGGA
Messenger RNA from Mugil cephalus (flathead mullet), 2740 nucleotides. It is a transcript of the gene melk, whose product is annotated as maternal embryonic leucine zipper kinase. NCBI's taxonomy places the organism in Eukaryota, Metazoa, Chordata, Actinopteri, Mugiliformes, Mugilidae. The transcript has 18 exons. The coding region runs from base 128 to 2158 and encodes 676 amino acids. Gene Ontology annotation, molecular function: protein serine/threonine kinase activity; ATP binding; tau-protein kinase activity. Gene Ontology annotation, cellular component: cytoplasm. The record is from RefSeq and is a predicted model, not a curated record. Gene Ontology annotation, biological process: protein phosphorylation; intracellular signal transduction; microtubule cytoskeleton organization.